CACCGCACUCAAUUCCUCCAUCCAAAUCCGAAACCCAAAACACCUCACACAAGCAGCAAGCGCUCGUUCCUUUCGGUUCUUCUUCACCAUCAGACCGGGGACCUAGGGUUAGGGUUUUGCGCGCUCAGGGUUCAAGUCCUAGCUGCAACAAUGGCCAGGUACAGAAGCCGAAGCAGAAGCUACAGCCCUCGUCGGCGCAGUCGGACUCCGCCUCGCGGACGCAAGCGAUACGACGACGAGCCGCGUGAUCGACACCGUGACAGUAGGUCUCACAGAGACCGUAGUUCUCCCGCCCCUUCCGGUUUGCUCGUUCGCAAUCUUCCUCUCGACGCUAGGCCAGAAGAUCUUAGGAUCCCAUUUGAGCGAUUUGGCCCGGUAAAGGAUGUGUAUCUUCCUAAGAAUUACUACACAGGGGAGCCACGGGGUUUUGGGUUUGUGAAGUACCGUUAUGGUGAGGAUGCAGCAGAAGCAAAGCAACAACUGAAUCAUACAGUUAUUGGUGGGCGUGAGAUAAGAAUUGUGUUUGCUGAGGAGAAUAGAAAAACUCCGCAAGAAAUGCGCACAACUACUCGCGUAAGUAGUCGACAUGGAGGAAGCUCCAGAAGGAGAACUCCACCAAGGUCCCCUAGACGGCAAUAUCGUUCUUACUCGCCAUCACCAUCACCUGUUAGGCGUGAUUCAAGAUAUAGUUUAAAGACUUCUGGACUAGUAAAGUUUAAUGAGAAAAGAGAUCAUACAAGUGAUGGGCAACUUCUUUACCUUCCACCAAUGCUCUCCAUAAGUACUAUGGUGGAUAUUUAAAGACUUCUGGAUUAGUAAAGUUUAAUGAGAAAAGAGAUCAUACAAGUGAUGGGCAACUUCUUUACCUUCCACCUAUGCUCUCCAUAAGUACCAUCUAUAUCCACCAUCAACUUUCAUCUGCAAAUGGCAUUGGGUUCCUAUUGUUAUGACUUCAGUUUGUGAGACCUUUCUACGACCAACUGAACUGACAAGCUAAACAGGGUGCUAGAGAUAUUGGAAUCUUUACUAGUAUAUAUUUACUUUUCCUUCUUAUAUUAGCUGUUUAAGUAAGUUUUUGAAGAAAAAUUGUUAAGUUUGAUAUCUUGUUUUGCAUAUACCAUCCAGUAAAGAAAGAAUAUAAAGCUUAUAGUUGGCCAAAGAAAGAAAUCAUCUGCAAAGAAAUGAAGCCACUCAAAGUUUUUACCGGUAAAGUAUGGUGACAUGUUGAAGGAAAAGAUAUUAUCUGGUUUUAGAAAAGUUGGGGCAAAGUGGGCUAUGAAGUUUUCAGAUGCUGAUCAACCAGUACUAGCCUAACUCUGAGUGUUUGGACCAAGUGUCAUAUUUUUUGUUCAGAACCCUGUAAAGGUUCAGGUAAAGUAAAGGUCAUAUCUUGAUCGGUUAGAUUUUGAAGAGGAUGUAAGUAGUUGUUCUGUUAUCUUGAAACAGAUAAUUGGUUCUGAAUUGUUGAUUUAUGCCCACAUUACUAUUUCUUGUGCACUUGUAGUAGAUUAUUAAUGGGGAAGUUUUUCGCUUGUGGAAAAUGAAAGAUGGUUUUAGUAGAUAUCUCCUGCAUCUGCAAUUUUUGUUUUUUCAAAACAUAAUAAAGUGUUUUUUCCAUUUGAA
This is a messenger RNA of Pyrus x bretschneideri (Chinese white pear), 1623 nucleotides long. Its product is annotated as serine/arginine-rich SC35-like splicing factor SCL28. Gene Ontology annotation, molecular function: DNA binding; RNA binding. Gene Ontology annotation, cellular component: nucleus; cytoplasm; nuclear speck. The transcript is spliced from 6 exons. Gene Ontology annotation, biological process: spermatogenesis; sperm DNA condensation; mRNA splicing, via spliceosome. Lineage: Eukaryota; Viridiplantae; Streptophyta; Magnoliopsida; Rosales; Rosaceae. The record is from RefSeq and is a predicted model, not a curated record. Bases 151 to 801 code for a protein of 216 amino acids.